GUCCCGCUAGUCCACGGAGGAGAAUCCGCUCCAUGCGCCUCCCAUCUGAAUUACGCAUCUUGUGCUGCAAGUCUAACCGCCUGGUGUGGUCCAAGCAUCGCCUCAUCUUUUCUUCUAUUCGACAGUUCCUUUCUUUUAUCACUGGUACCGCAUCAUGGCUGCAGCAACCUCUACUGAGGGUUUGCCUCUAGACGACCGAUCGAACGAUCUCAAGAUUCCAAUCGUCACAUUGAUCGUUUUCAGCUCAAUCUUCGUCAGCUUACGCCUAUACGUUAGCUGGAAGAAUCGUAACUUCUUUCAACUCACAGAUCACCUCCUAUGGACCGGACAUCUACUAGCAAUCGUUGGCGCUGUUUUCGCCUACAAAACAGCCGAAGUCGGCGGAGGCCGACACGUCUGGGAUCCAAUCCAAACCCCAGCCAACUUGGAGGAGUACCUUCGAUGGCUCUGGUUUGGCCAGCUGUUCAACCUUUACGGCAUGGCCUUGAUCAAGCUCAGUAUUUGCGCCUAUAUUCUGAUGCUCGACUUCUCGAAGGGGUACCGCAUCGUCAUUUGGCUGUCUGUGGUUAUCCACGUCGGCAUCAACUUCGUCUUUCCUUCAAUCAUCUUGCUUGGAGAGUGCCAGCCUAUCUCCAAGCAUUGGGAUGUUGCAGGCACCCAGCCAGGUAGCUGUUGGGGUGAUAAACCAAGAGUCAUAUCUGGAUACUCCGGCGCAGCAACAAACAUGCUCACCGACCUGAUCUAUACUGUCGCUCCUCUAGUCUAUGUCUCGCGCGUCCAAUUACCCAAGCGCACACUCUGGGGCGUUCGCGCCGUUUUCCUCCUUGGUCUCAUUACAACAACGAUAUCCGCCCUCAAACUCUACGAGAUGAAGUCUCUCUACUCCUCAUCAGACGCAACAUACACAUCCGUUAACCUCUCGAUCUUCGCCGUAUCCGAAGUCUUCGUCGGCGCAUUCACCGCCUCCCUGCCUCCACUUCGCAAGACUUUCGAAACCGUGCUUCGCCGCGUUCUACCCGAGAGUGUGCUGGGCACAUCGCGCAACCGCAAGAGCCUUGGAAAAGGUACAGGCAACAGCUAUGUGAUGAAGGAAGUCGGAAACAGCUACGUGGUGAACGGCAAUGCUGUAGGAAGUCAAGAGAGACCGAAGCACGACCUCGAUAAUGACAGUGAGUACUCGAUACUUGAGGCGCAGCAGAGUCUGGAGGGGAAGGACACUAUUGGCACGAUCACAUGUACGACAGAGAUCAGUAUAGCAGGGGAUGGUAGAGGGAGUGUGAGGAGUCGAGGGCAUGAUUGGGUAUGAGUUGAACAUGUGAGUAGAGUUUGAAUCGUAAUGAUAAUGA
Macroventuria anomochaeta is the source of this 1346-nucleotide messenger RNA. RefSeq lists its product as uncharacterized. The coding region runs from base 155 to 1306 and encodes 383 amino acids. The transcript has 4 exons. The record is from RefSeq and is a predicted model, not a curated record. Lineage: Eukaryota; Fungi; Ascomycota; Dothideomycetes; Pleosporales; Didymellaceae.